AUGUUUCGCAGUGGCAACAGAGAUCAUGGAUAUCUAAAAGAUCGUGCGAUCUUGGCGCCAACUUUGGAUGUUGUAGAUACAAUAAAUGAAUACAUGAAUGACUAUAACAAUGCUGCAGGAAGGACGUAUCUCAGUUGUGAUUCAGUAUGCAAAUAUGAUUUGAAUGUUGACAUGCUUGCUGAUCUGCACACCCCGGAAUUUUUAAAUGGCUUACGAUGUUCUGGAGUUCCAAAUCACUCUUUGACUCUAAAAGUUGGCUCGCCAAUUAUGCUUUUGAGAAAUAUUGAUCACUCAUUGGGAUUGUGCAAUGGUACAAGGAUGAUUAUUUCAAUGUUGGUUGAUCAUAUUAUAGAAGGGUGA
Messenger RNA from Ipomoea nil (Japanese morning glory), 360 nucleotides. RefSeq lists its product as uncharacterized. Bases 1 to 360 code for a protein of 119 amino acids. The record is from RefSeq and is a predicted model, not a curated record. The transcript has a single exon. NCBI's taxonomy places the organism in Eukaryota, Viridiplantae, Streptophyta, Magnoliopsida, Solanales, Convolvulaceae.